Molecule: messenger RNA, 994 nt
Organism: Ipomoea triloba (trilobed morning glory)
Lineage: Eukaryota; Viridiplantae; Streptophyta; Magnoliopsida; Solanales; Convolvulaceae
Product: GTP-binding protein SAR1A-like
Exons: 3
Coding region: 147-728 (193 amino acids)
Biological process (GO): intracellular protein transport; vesicle organization; endoplasmic reticulum to Golgi vesicle-mediated transport
Cellular component (GO): COPII vesicle coat; endoplasmic reticulum exit site
Molecular function (GO): GTPase activity; GTP binding
Source: RefSeq, a predicted model, not a curated record
AAAAUAAGUCAUAAAAACUAAAAUCAACGCUUCCCGUCCAGUCAAAAGCAGAGCCAGAUCUCUGCAUCUGCUGAAAUUGGAGAAAUCCCCGAGAGAGGGAGAGAGAGAGAGAGAUCUGUGUAGGGUUCCACGGUUGUGAAGAAAAGAUGUUUUUGCUAGAUUGGUUCUAUGGCGUUUUGGCGUCGCUAGGUCUGUGGCAGAAAGAAGCCAAGAUCCUUUUCCUCGGCCUCGACAAUGCCGGCAAGACCACUCUUCUUCACAUGCUCAAGGACGAGAGAUUAGUUCAGCACCAGCCCACUCAGUAUCCUACAUCCGAGGAGUUGAGUAUUGGCAAAAUCAAGUUCAAAGCUUUUGACUUGGGAGGCCAUCAGAUCGCUCGCAGAGUCUGGAAAGACUACUAUGCCAAGGUUGAUGCUGUAGUUUACUUGGUGGAUGCAUUUGACAAAGAACGUUUUGCAGAAUCUAAGAAGGAAUUAGAUGCACUACUCUCUGACGAGGCCCUUGCCAGUGUUCCCUUCCUCAUAUUAGGAAACAAGAUAGACAUACCCUAUGCUGCCUCAGAAGACGAGCUGCGUUACCACCUUGGCCUGACUGGUAUUACCACUGGCAAGGGAAAGGUGAACCUCGCAGAUUCUAGUGUCCGGCCUAUAGAGGUAUUUAUGUGCAGUAUUGUUCGCAAAAUGGGGUAUGGCGAUGGCUUUAAGUGGGUGUCUCAAUAUAUAAAGUAGAUGUAUGAACAUCAUAUCCAUGGGAGGAUAACUGAUAAGAGUAAAGACGGAUACCGAUACCCCGUCUUUAUCAGCUCCUGUCUUUCAUCUUUCUUCUCUCCAUCACAGUUGUUGUUAUUGUUGUUAGGGUUUAUUCUUCUUGACUUAAAUUGUUAUAAUUGGGUUUGGGUGGGGCACCAAAAUAUUUGUUAAUUUCUUAUUGAAGUAUUUAGCUUUUGUAAAACUUGAAUUGGAACUUUACUGUUUUAUGGUUUCAGUUAGUGUAA